Messenger RNA from Synchytrium microbalum, 3426 nucleotides. RefSeq lists its product as uncharacterized. Gene Ontology annotation, cellular component: chromosome. Lineage: Eukaryota; Fungi; Chytridiomycota; Chytridiomycetes; Synchytriales; Synchytriaceae. The transcript has 23 exons. Gene Ontology annotation, molecular function: cohesin loader activity; ATP binding; double-stranded DNA binding. The record is from RefSeq and is a predicted model, not a curated record. Bases 1 to 3426 code for a protein of 1141 amino acids. Gene Ontology annotation, biological process: mitotic sister chromatid cohesion.
AUGAGUAAAGAAGAACGACAAUCGCUGCUACAUGAAGGUUCAGGUCCUGCGACAAUGACUGCCUAUGUAGAGAUCACAUUUGACAACACAGACAAUCGAUUUCCAACUGGCAAAGAUGAAGUCGUUCUGAGGAGGACCAUUGGUCUCAAGAAGGAUGAAUAUUCGCUAGACAAGAAGAGUGUCACCAAACAAGACGUCAUCAAUCUUCUGGAGGCUGCUGGGUUCUCACGAUCCAAUCCAUACUACAUCGUGCCUCAAGGACGAAUAACCAUGCUCACAAACGCCAAGGACGCAGAGAGGUUGCAGCUACUUAAGGAUGUAGCAGGCACUCGUGUUUAUGAGCAAAGGAGGCAGGAGAGUUUAAAGAUUAUGGACGAAACUGAUGCAAAACGAGCCAAAAUCAAUGAACUUCUGGAAUACAUUCAAGAACGUCUCACUGAACUAGAGACUGAAAAGGAAGAACUGGUCCAGUUUCAAGAAAAGGACCGAGAAAGACGAUGUCUCGAGUAUUCAGUCUACCAUCGUGAUCAAACUGAAGUCAAUAAUCAGCUGGAACAGCUCGAAGAAGACCGUCGCUCAGAUGCAGAAGGAGCUUUUGAGAAGCAGAAUGCAUUCAAUGAUCGAGAAAAGCACAUUGCUGAAAUCGAAAAGGAGAUUAAGGCGUUCCGUAUUGAUAUGGCUGAUCUCAAGAAUGAAAAGCAACUUCUCGAUGACGAUUUGCAAGAGUAUGUUCGCACUCAUGAACAUACGACAUUGGGUCUCGAUGAGUUGGUCGAGAAUGCUCAGCACGGGCAAGAACGAAAGCAACGAGUCACAAAUGAACUGAGAACUGUAAACGCUGAGAUUCAAGUCAAAGAAGCUUCAAUGGCCGAUUUAUUGCCUCGAUUCACAGCAGCUGCAGCUUCUGAACAAGAAAUGCGGGAAAGGCUAGAGACGUUAGAGUUAGAACGAGAUGCUCUCUAUGCCAAACAAGGUCGUAAUGCUCAAUUCAAAACUCAAGCUGCUCGUGAUGAAUACCUCAAUGCCGAAAUCAGGGCUAUAACGAACAGCAUCACUGCUCAAACUUCUCAAAUUAAGCAAUUGGAGCAAGAUAAGAUCGAUACUCAAAAGCAAAUUGGAAUAUUGGAUGAAGCCAUCAAGGCACUCAAAGCUCGAGUCGAAGAUAUUUUAACAGAGACUGUUCGAUUUGAGGCUGAUGUUGAAAAACUACAAACUGCUCUCACAGAAUUGGACGAACACAAGAGGGUAUUCUGGCGCGAGCAAGCUAAAGCUACUCAAGCCGUUGCCCAGUGUGUUGAUGAAAGGCAAAAAAGUGAAAGAGCACUGAGUAGUACCAUGCCAAGAGAAAUCGGCGAUGGUAUCAGAGCCAUCAAACGAAUUGUUGAGCAGCGCGAUAUACCUGGUGUUCACGGACCCAUAUAUCAGCUAUUUGAUGUUGAUGAGAAGUAUCGUGUUGCAGUCGAAGAAGUUGCUGGCAAUAGUCUGUUCCAUGUGGUGGUUGACAAUGAAAACACUGCACAGGUUCUUCUUGAUGCUUUGAACAAGGAGAGAUCUGGAAGAGUUACCUUCAUACCUCUCUCUCGUGUUCGAGCCAAAGAUUCUACAUACCCAGACAGCAGGGAUGCUGUGCCCAUGAUUCGAAAGCUGCAAUAUGAGGCCAAGUUCGCACCCGCUUUUAAGAAUAUAUUUGGAAAAGCCAUCAUUGUACCUUCAUUGGAAAUUGGAGCACGAUUUGCCAAGAGCCAUUCAUUACAAGCUGUGACUCUAGAUGGUGAUAGCGCGAAUCGUAAAGGAGCACUGACUGGUGGAUGGCACGACACGAAACGAUCAAGACUUGAAGCUGCCAAAGCCGUCAAAGGCUGGCAAGAGAAACUUGGAGCAGCAGAAGCUCGACAAGAGCAGAUUGACAAAGAUCUUGCUCUUCUCGAUCAAAAAAUUAAUACCCAUCGUGCUCAGCUUGCUCAAUUGCAGGCUCAACGUACCCAGAUGUCGAAUUCUGGUACUACUAGUGCCUCGGAAGCUUAUGAAAAGGGUAAAGAGAUGGAUGCGUUGGUGAACUCGGUUGAUGCCAUUGAACGAUCCAUUCGGGAUUUGACGAAUAGUACUCGCAAUUACAAGAUUCAACGAGAAGCUCAUCAGAAAGAGCUUCAAGUGCCAUUAAGUCGCAAUUUGACUGAUGUAGAAACACGUCGUCUUGAAGAGUGUACGACUGAAAUUGAUAAAUUAGAAGUUGAGAAAGCUAAUAUGAUGAAGGCCCGACUGCAGCUGGAAAUGCAAAAAGUGGUACUCGAAACAGAAUUGACUGGUGUCAAGAAACGACACGAAGAGCUUACGCAACGUCUCUCCAAACUCACUGUGGAGUCUAAUGUAACUCGCGUUGAAGCUGCUAAACGAGCUGAAUUGGAAAAGUUGAACAAGAAGAUUGCUGAUACUCAAGCUCGUUUGGAGGAAAUUGAUCAAGAGGUUGAUGCUAUAGUGGAGGCAAUGGAAGACAAGCAAGAGGAUCUUGAGGGAGCCAAAGCCAGGCAAACUGAAGACCACAAGACAUUGGAACGAACUCAACGUUCCCUUGAAAAGUAUCUUGCUACAAAAGCAGUGUUGCUCAAACGAAAGGACGAAUGUGUCAAGAACAUUCGAGAUUUGGGUGUCUUGCCUGAAGAAGCUUUUGAAAAGUAUCGUGAUGCUCAGCCUGCCAGGCUUCUGAAGAAACUUCAUAAAGUCAAUGAGGACCUAAAAAAAUUCUCGCAUGUCAACAAGAAAGCCCUUGAGCAAUACAAUUCAUUUACUCGACAACGAGAAUCUUUGGAUAAAAGAAAGGAGGAAUUAGAUACUUCGUCAAAGUCUAUCGAAGAUCUAAUCAAGAAGUUGGAUCAAAGGAAGGAUGAAGCUAUUGAACGGACAUUCAACCAAGUUGCAAAGUUCUUUGGAGAAGUAUGGGAGAAGCUUGUACCUGCUGGACGUGGUGAGCUCAUCAUAUUGAGGUCUGAUGAUCAGACCGACGCUAUGGAUGAAGACGACGAGGAAGAUGCACCAACAAAGUCAAUAGAUAGUUAUACUGGAGUAGCCAUCAGUGUAUCCUUCAAUUCACGAAAGGAUGAAGGAUUACGAAUGAAUCAGUUAUCUGGUGGUCAAAAGUCAUUGGUGGCUCUAGCUCUCAUUUUUGCUAUUCAGCGAUGUGAUCCAGCUCCCUUUUACCUCUUUGAUGAGAUUGAUGCUGCUCUUGAUGCUCAGUAUAGGACUGCUGUAGCAAGUAUGGUUCACGAGUUGAGUGAAACCGCACAAUUCGUGACUACGACAUUUAGACCUGAAUUGUUGGUUCACGCCGACAAGUUUUAUGGAGUCAUCUUCAACAAGAAGGUGUCGACCAUUCAAGUCAUCACACGCGAAGAAGCUAGCGGGUUUGUGGACUUGGAGCAACCACAGUAG